AUGGAGCCGUUGCCUCUGGUGCUGGCGUUGGCGCUGGCGCUGGGCGCGGCGCGCGCGCUGUCCACGUGCCGCUCGCUGGACCUGGAGGCCGCGCGGCGGAAGCGGAUCGAGGCCGUGCGGGGCCAGAUCCUGAGCAAACUGCGCAUGAGCGCCCCUCCCCCACCCCCUCCUUCCUCCUCCCCCUCCCCCUCCUCUUCCUCCCCCCCACCGGAACCGGCGCUGCCCGACGACGUGCGCGCGCUCUACAACAGCACGUGGGAGCUGCUGCAGCAGCAGCAGCGGGAGAGGGGGGCGCCCCCUAGCGGCCCGGAGGAGUACUACGCGAAGGAGCUGCACCGCUUCCCUAUGGAGCCGCCUGGAGAUGGCUCCGCCCCCGGCCGCGCGCUCCUGCUGCGCUUCAACGCCUCGCGCAUGCGCGCUGAGCUGAGCCGGGGGGCGCUGCUGCACCGCGCCGAGCUGCGCAUGCUCCGCCAGAGGGCGCCCGAGGGCGGCGACCAGCAGCGCCUGGAGCUCUACCAGGGCUUUGGCAACGCCUCCUGGAGGUACCUGCAGGGCCGCUGGGUGCGGGCGGCCCCGGACGAGGAAUGGGUCUGGUUCGACGUCACCGAGGCCGUGCAGCAGUGGCUGGGGGGCAAUGACCCCAUGGGCACGUUCAAGCUGAGCGUCCAUUGCCCCUGUGACGAGCCGGGGCCGCCCCCCCCCAUGCGCGUCACCUUCGAAGGGUUCGAGCAGCAGCGCGGGGACAUGCAGGGCAUCGCCCGCAAGCACCAGCGCGCCCCCUACCUGCUGGCCAUGGUACUGCCCGAGGAGCGCGGCAACGACCUCCGCAGCGCCCGGCGCCGCCGCGGCCUCGACCCCCCCUUCUGCUUCGGGCCGGAGGAGCCGAGCUGCUGCCUGCGCCCGCUCUACAUCGACUUCCGGCGGGACCUGCACUGGCGCUGGAUCCACGAGCCCCGCGGGUACAUGGCCAACUUCUGCGGGGGGGGCUGCCCCUACCUCUGGAGCGCGGACACCCAGUACUCCAAGGUGCUGGCCCUGUACACGCAGCACAACCCGGGGGGCUCGGCCGCCCCCUGCUGUGUGCCCCAGAGCCUGGAGCCGCUCCCCAUCGUUUACUACGUGGGGCGCAAGGCGCGCGUGGAGCAGCUCUCGGACAUGGUGGUGCGGGCCUGCAAGUGCAGCUGAGCC
Molecule: messenger RNA, 1188 nt
Organism: Neopsephotus bourkii (Bourke's parrot)
Lineage: Eukaryota; Metazoa; Chordata; Aves; Psittaciformes; Psittacidae
Gene: TGFB1
Product: transforming growth factor beta 1
Exons: 7
Coding region: 1-1185 (394 amino acids)
Biological process (GO): regulation of cell population proliferation; transforming growth factor beta receptor signaling pathway; SMAD protein signal transduction
Cellular component (GO): extracellular region
Molecular function (GO): type II transforming growth factor beta receptor binding; type III transforming growth factor beta receptor binding; cytokine activity
Source: RefSeq, a predicted model, not a curated record